Messenger RNA from Neopsephotus bourkii (Bourke's parrot), 2185 nucleotides. It is a transcript of the gene LEO1, whose product is annotated as LEO1 homolog, Paf1/RNA polymerase II complex component. Gene Ontology annotation, molecular function: RNA polymerase II C-terminal domain phosphoserine binding. The transcript is spliced from 12 exons. Gene Ontology annotation, cellular component: Cdc73/Paf1 complex; nucleus. Gene Ontology annotation, biological process: transcription elongation by RNA polymerase II; positive regulation of transcription elongation by RNA polymerase II. Bases 48 to 2018 code for a protein of 656 amino acids. The record is from RefSeq and is a predicted model, not a curated record. NCBI's taxonomy places the organism in Eukaryota, Metazoa, Chordata, Aves, Psittaciformes, Psittacidae.
CAUCACGGAGCGGCGCCGGUGGUGUGGCGGCGGGCGCGCGGGCCGCCAUGGCGGACAUGGAGGAUCUCUUCGGCAGCGACGCGGACUCGGAGGCCGAGCAGAAAGAUUCGGACUCUGGAUCUGAAUCUGAUUCUGAUCAGGAGAACGCUGGCUCUGGUAGUAAUGCCUCUGGAAGUGACAGUGACCAGGAUGAUGAUAGAGAGGCAGUAAAACCUAGUAAUAAGGAGUUAUUUGGAGACGAUAGUGAAGAUGAAGGGGCAUCCCAUCACACAGGGAGUGACAACCAUUCUGAAAGAUCCUACAAUCGCUCUGAAGCUUCAGGACAUUCUGAGCAUGAAGAUAAUGAUCAGUCGGAUGUGGACCAGCACAGUGCUUCAGAAGCUGCUCAUGAUGAUGAGGAUGACGAUCGCGGGCAUGGGUCUGAUGAAGGCAGUCAUCAUUCAGAGGGAGAUGGCUCUGAAAAAGCACAUUCAGAGGAUGAGAAGUGGGGCAAGGAGGACAAAAGUGAUCAGUCAGAUGAUGAGGAGAGGCAGCAGAACUCUGAUGAUGAGGAGAGACAGCAGAACUCUGACGAUGAGGAGAAAGCACAGAACUCUGAUGAAGAUGAAAGGCCGCAGGUAUCUGAUGAUGAGGAAAGGCUCCAGAACUCAGAUGAGGAGAAAAUGCAGAAUUCUGAUGAUGAGGAGAGGCCACAAGCCUCAGAUGAGGAGAAGAUGCAGAACUCAGAUGAUGAUGAAAGGGCCCAACACUCUGAUGAGGAGAAAGUACAGAACUCUGAUGAUGAUGAACGGGCCCAGCAUUCUGAUGAGGAGGACCAAGAGCACAAAUCUGUAGAGUCUGCGAGGGGCAGUGACAGUGAAGAUGAAGUCCUGCGAAUGAAGAGAAAGAAACCCAUUGCUUCAGAUUCAGAAGCAGACAGUGAUACAGAAGGACAGAAAGAGCAUGCAGAUGUCAUGGAUCUGUUUGGAGGUGCAGAUGACAUUUCAUCAGGGAGUGAUGGAGAAGAGAAGCCACCAACUCCAGGGCAGCCCAUUGAUGAGAAUGGACUGAGUCAGGAACAACAGGAAGAAGAGCCUAUUCCAGAGACUAGAAUAGAAGUAGAAAUACCAAAAGUAAACACAGACUUGGGUAAUGAUUUGUAUUUUGUGAAGCUGCCCAACUUCCUUAGUGUGGAGCCCAGACCUUUUGACCCCCAGUAUUAUGAAGAUGAAUUUGAAGAUGAAGAGAUGCUUGAUGAAGAGGGUAGAACUAGGUUAAAACUCAAGGUAGAAAACACAAUACGAUGGCGGAUGCGACGAGAUGAGGAAGGGAAUGAGAUCAGAGAAAGUAAUGCACGGAUAGUCAAGUGGUCAGAUGGAAGCAUGUCUCUUCACUUGGGCAAUGAAGUCUUUGACGUGUACAAGGCGCCAUUACAGGGAGAUCACAACCAUUUGUUCAUCAGACAAGGGACAGGUCUACAAGGACAGGCUGUUUUCAAGACAAAAUUAACCUUCAGGCCACACUCUACAGACAGUGCCACUCACAGGAAGAUGACUCUGUCUCUGGCAGAUAGAUGCUCAAAGACCCAGAAAAUCCGUAUUCUGCCAAUGGCAGGUCGGGAUCCAGAGUCUCAGCGGACAGAAAUGAUUAAGAAAGAAGAGGAGAGGUUAAGAGCUUCCAUUCGCAGAGAAUCUCAGCAGCGAAGAAUGCGGGAGAAGCAGCAUCAGCGUGGUCUGAGUGCAAAUUAUUUGGAACCUGAUCGCUAUGAUGAAGAGGAUGAGGGAGAUGAUGCAAUCAGUCUAGCAGCUAUCAAAAAUAGAUAUAAAGGUGGCAUCAGAGAGGAACGUGCUAGAAUCUACUCUUCUGACAGUGAUGAAGGCUCAGAUGAAGAUAAAAAUCAAAGACUGCUCAAGGCAAAGAAACUUACUAGUGAUGAGGAAGGUGAACCUUCUGGAAAGAGGAAAGCAGAGGAUGAUGACAAAGCAAGUAAGAAGCAUAAGAAAUAUGUGAUCAGUGAUGAAGAGGAAGAUGAUGAUUGAGGAAGCACACAAGUUGAUUUUUCUUUUAUAUAUAUAUAUUUAUAUAUAUAUUGUACAGUUCUCUUACACUGAAGAUGUAAGUAACCAUAAUGGGGUUAUUUUGAUAAAGGAAAAUUCCAUUGAAGUCUGAGUUUCUGAUGUGAAUAAAGUUUUUUGACUUCCUUUUA